AUGCCCCGCAUACCCUUCUUCCGCCUGCCGACCAAGUUCCGGCGGCACGUCCGCCGCAACCGCAUGGCCACACUCGCCGUCCUCGCCGUCCUCGGCGUGCUGCUCCUCAUCCCGCUCUACUCGCUCUACUGCGUGUACAAGCCGCCGCGCUUCCUCCUCGGCUACCUGCGCGCGCGCUACCCCGACGUGCUCUUCGAGGAGACGACGACGGCCAAGAUGAUGGCGCUGUCCCUCGACGACGCGCCCUCGGCCCACACCGACGAGAUCCUGGGCGUGCUGCGCGAGUUUGACGUGCACGCGACCUUUUUCGUCAUUGGCGCGCAGGUAGAGGGCCGGGAGCAGACUCUCAGGAAAAUCGUCGCAGAGGGCCACGAGCUGGGGAACCACGCGAUGCACGACGUGCCGUCGAAAAGUCUGAGCCUGGAGCAGCUGGAACGGGAGGUGGGCGAGGUCAAGGAGAAGCUGGUGGCGGCGUAUGCGGCCGAGGGCAAGAUCCUGCCGAACAAUUACUUUAGGCCCGGGUCGGGCUUCUUCAACAACAAGAUGCGGGAUAUGCUGGGCAAUCGCGGGUACAGAAUCACGCUGGGGAGCAUUUAUCCGCACGAUCCGCAGAUUCGCAACCCGGAGCGGAAUGCCAAGCAUAUACUGAGCAUGGCGCAUCCGGGCGCAAUCAUCAUAUGCCAUGAUCGGAGGGAGUGGACGGCGCCGAUGUUGAGAAUGGUGCUGCCGAAGCUGCUGGCGGAUGGGUACAAGAUUGUGACGAUUACGGAUCUGGUGAAGAGUGUGGAGCCGUUGGGGGGACGGUGA
This is a messenger RNA of Akanthomyces muscarius, 807 nucleotides long. RefSeq lists its product as uncharacterized. Gene Ontology annotation, cellular component: membrane. The coding region runs from base 1 to 807 and encodes 268 amino acids. Lineage: Eukaryota; Fungi; Ascomycota; Sordariomycetes; Hypocreales; Cordycipitaceae. The record is from RefSeq and is a predicted model, not a curated record. Gene Ontology annotation, molecular function: hydrolase activity, acting on carbon-nitrogen (but not peptide) bonds. The transcript has a single exon. Gene Ontology annotation, biological process: carbohydrate metabolic process.